Molecule: messenger RNA, 2998 nt
Organism: Seriola aureovittata
Lineage: Eukaryota; Metazoa; Chordata; Actinopteri; Carangiformes; Carangidae
Exons: 10
Coding region: 24-1802 (592 amino acids)
Biological process (GO): proteolysis
Molecular function (GO): serine-type endopeptidase activity
Source: RefSeq, a predicted model, not a curated record
UCAUAACAUAUGGACUUUCAGUCAUGGCUCUCUACAAGGUGAUCUUUGUGGCAACUGUGCUGACUCUGCUGACACCAGAGUCUCACUCACAACUCGAUGUGUGUGGCCGGCCUGCACUCAACACCAGGAUUGUUGGAGGACAGGCGGCCCCUGAGGGCAGCUGGCCCUGGCAGGUCAGUCUGCAAACUUCUAGACACUUCUGUGGAGGAUCCCUCAUCAACAACGAAUGGGUGCUGACAGCUGCUCACUGCGUCUCAAGCUCCGUCAGAAGACACACUGUGUUUCUGGGACGCCAGAGUCAGGAGGGACCCAACCCCAACGAGGUGUCUCGCACAGUAACGCAGACCAUCAUUCAUCCGAACUACAAUUCAGCGACAUCCAACAACGACAUCGCCCUACUAAGGCUCUCCUCACCAGUGACUUUCAGCAACUUCAUUCUGCCUGUCUGCCUGGCAGCCGCAGACAGCGCCUUCUUUGCCGGCACUGACACCUGGGUCACCGGCUGGGGCAACAUUGGAACUGCUGAGCCCCUUCCUUCACCACAAAACCUGAUGGAAGUGGAGGUGCCAGUUGUGGGGAACAGACAGUGUAACUGUAACUAUGGAGUGGGCAGAAUCACAGAGAACAUGAUAUGUGCCGGGUUACUUAAUGGAGGGAAGGACUCCUGUCAGGGGGACUCUGGCGGUCCAAUGGUGAGUAAGCAGAACAACCGCUGGGUCCAGGCGGGAGUCGUGAGUUUUGGAAUUGGUUGUGCCCUGCCUAAUUUCCCAGGAGUCUACGCCAGAGUAUCCCAGUAUCAGACCUGGAUCAACAGCAUUAUCACAUCCAACCAGCCGGGCUUCAUCAUCUUCAGGUCCACUGGGACUGAUAGUGACCAGAAUGUCACCUGUCCAGGCCUGCCGCCACCUACAACCAGACCCCCUCCAACAACCACACCCAGACCUGUGGUCUGUGGCCGAGCUCCAUUGAAUUCACGUAUUUUGGGAGGAAGCUCGGUGGGGACAGCUGGCGAGUGGCCGUGGAUGGCGAGCAUACAGAUGAAUGGAAGUCAUGUGUGUGGUGGGACGCUGGUGGCCGAGGACUCUGUGCUGAGCAAUGCCAACUGUUUCUCCAGUUCACCCACACCGUCUGAAUGGACCGUCACCCUGGGUCGUUUGAGGCAGAACGGAUCCAAUCCCUUUGAGGUGACACUGAAUGUGACAAAUAUCACUCUGAGCAACCUGACUGGGUCUAAUGUAGCAGUGCUGCACCUGGAAACCCGACCCACCCUGACCGACUACAUCCAGCCCAUCUGCCUGGACGACGGACUCACCUUCAGCGUGGGGUCGACGUGCUGGGCUGCCGGCUGGAACUCUGAGCGAGGAGGGGACGAACAAGUUCUGCAGGAGUUCCGGACCUCGGUUUUAGACUGUGGGAACGCAUCAACGAAUGGCAGCAUUUGUACAGGAGUUUUUACACUGGAGCAGGGUGAUUCCGGCGGCCCACUCAUGUGUAAGCAGGGCAACUCCUGGUUCCAAAUGGCGGUGUUAUCAGCUGAAAGCAACUCCACCAGACAAACACGAGCGGAUCAAGUGAUGGUCUUCACCAAACUGAGCCAGUUCGAGAACUUCUUGUCUCAGACAGUGGGGAGGUUCUUAUCUCCAACCACCAACAGCAUCAACAGCACUAACAGCACUAACAGCACUAACACCACCACCACACCUACCAUGACCACCAGUGGGGGCGUUCUCACUGGCUCCCCCGCCUCGUUCUUCUUCUUCCAUUUCCUUUUCCUCUUAGUCUGUCUCCUCCUCUUCUCAUAGAAACCUCCAACUCUUUCUGUAAAUAGUGAUUUACAUGAUGUGAUCGGCACAAAUGAAUGUAAACACCCAUGAAUAUGAGAGACGAUGUCAUCUUAAAGCUGCAUUAACUUAUCUAUGACUUGAUUCUGCCUCUAUUGGUGAGCACCAGUAGUGAAGUUAACGGGGUUAAAUCAGGACUCCAGAGUUCCCACAGGGGAUGACAGAUGAAGGCAGGGUUUUCCAAAACUGUAAAAUUCUCCUGGUUUAAUCAUCAGUGCAAACAACGAAACACUACGCUAAAAAGGUUGUGCUGUUAUGCUCAGAGUCAAUGUGCCACAUAGUUCUGGCGUCUGGCCCCUGAGGCUUUUGGGUAAUGUAGUAAUUUUUUUAGACUAUACACAUAACAAACUUCCACCUGUUUGAGUUUAUAGGAGCUGUGUUGGCAGGGGCAACAUCCUGUCUCCCAGUUCCAUGCUAAUACAUCACAUUGUGAUACUGUUAUAAAAAAAAAAGUUUUGUUUUGUUUUUUUUGUUUUUUUUUUUUUAAAUAUGGGUUUAAAUGAAAGGUGUAAAAUAGGGGUGUACAAUGAAGAAAUGUUUAAGUUGCACUGGAAAAAAAAUGCACAGUGGGGUCCACAAGUCUGAAACCACUUGAAUGGGAGAGUGGUCUUAGACUGUUUGUGGCCUAGUAUUCCAGCAUUUCAUGGUUUUUGAAGAUGAUAUCUGCACCAGUUUUUUUAAUCAUUUUUUAAAAUCAGCACAAUGAUGAAUGUGAAAUAUUUGAAUAUAUAAUUUGUAUUUGAUAAAUAUUAUUUAAUCUGUUUUGAAGCACAGAGUGAUUAGUUAAGUGGGACCCCUGCAGUUGUCACCCUUCAGACAUUUUUCCUUUUCUCCUUGCACAUUGGAAGUAGGUGAAGUUGCUUCAGAAAUCUUUUUCUAAACCUUUUUUUUCAAACUUUUCUUUUAUGGAUUUCUUGCAGUCCUGAAAACUUAAGGACGUUUUGGAGGUCUGAGGACCACAGUGGCAACAGUCAGCCUGUCCCAUCAACUACCUCAUAUUACCAGAAAGCCACUGUGCCAUAAUGUAAACGUCUAUCUGAGGGGAUGAAGCACUUAAUGCACACAAAUGGUAUUUGCUCUAAAAUACAUAAGCUGCACUUUGAAUUGAAAAUGAUUUGGCUUGAGUGCCGUGGAAUAAAUAUGUAAAUGCAAAAGCA